Messenger RNA from Paramecium octaurelia, 8152 nucleotides. NCBI's taxonomy places the organism in Eukaryota, Ciliophora, Oligohymenophorea, Peniculida, Parameciidae. The record is from the annotation of a GenBank genome assembly.
AUGUAUAUUAUUUUUUUAACUCUAUUAACUUUGUAUUUUAAGUUGAGUUAUGAAAUUACAACCAAUGACUCUCCAAAAGAUGAAAAUUGCAUUACAUAUGAGAAAGGAAUAUGCUAAAGAUGCAAAUAAGGAUACUUUUUGUUUUAAUUGCCAGAAGAUCAUAUCGAUUUAAAUCUAAAAGCAGGUGCAAAUUUUUGCGUAGAAUGGUAUAAUUGAUUGAAAAUAGAAUAGUCCAUAUGAAAAAUUCAAUGAAGAAAAUAAUUACUAUUGUGGAGAUUGUUUGGACAAUAGUCAAAGAUGGUAAUUAUGAUAAGUAAGUUAGGGAUAAAUCUCGAAUUUGCAGUUAUGACUAUAAGACGAAAUCAACAACCUCUGAUUCUGCAUUUCACAAAAUUGAAAGACCUACUAUGCAAUUAUUUUAUGUAAUAAAGAGCGGACCUUUCAAUGUAAAUUGAAUAAGUUAAUGAUUAGUUUGUUACAUCAAGUUGUGAUGGAUGUGAGCACUUUUGUAAAUCUUAAAAUUCAACAUGUUUUCCGGUGUCAAAACAAUAUUCUUAUGAUUUGAAUAAUUUGUACAUCAGUUGUGCAGAGGAGUAUUAAUAUAGCGAUGCAAUUGGAGGAUGCGAUUCUUGCCCUGAUAAUUGUAAGUCUUGUUUAAUAGUUACAAACAUCAAAACGGAUGCAGGAAAGACAGUUAUAGAAACUAAAAAAGAUUGUUUGAUUUGUAAUAAAGGAUUUAGUAUGUUAACCACUCGAAAUGCAAUUGAUUAAAAAGAAACCACUAGUACAUGUGUAGCAUGCUUUUCGGGUUGUGAAACUUGUUAUUUUGGUUUUAAUUAAAUGAAUCUUAAUACAAAAUCUUGGGAUAGCUUUAAUAAUAAACCUGAGCUGCUAACAAGAAGAUUAGAGGCAAAUGAAACCUAAUUUUUUGAAGACUUGUUUAAAUUGACAAGGAUAGCAUAAAGAUGUGAGGACUGUACAAGUACUGCUUAGAGUACUUCUAUUCCAUCUUUGAAUAGAAAGACUUGUGUAAGAUGUGGCACAAAUUGCAAGCGAUGCGAGUACAUGAAUAACUUAGAUUUGUAUCUUAUAUUUUUAAACUUGUAGCCCAACAAGAGAUAAAGAGAAAGUUGUUGAGCCUGAAAAUUCAGAAGCAACAGAAUCAGAUAUCGAAGCUAUUGAAAUUCAAUAUUUGUUGAAGUGUCGAUAAUGUUAAAAAUUUAGCUAAUCAUUUUAAAUUGAUGGAGUUGGAUGCGCUGAUUGUUCAAUUGCAAAUUGUAAAUUGUGCACCUUUUUUGAUUAAAAUGGUAUUGCGACUAUCAAUCCUAUUUUUAAAUUCCCAACAAAGAGUAUUUAUAAUAAGUUUAAUAAUAGGUGACUCUUAGUUGAAGUGUGCGUUAUGUGAGGACAAAUUUUUCUUGUCUGAAGAUAAUAGUUUAUGUACUUAAAUUGAUUAAUCAAGUAAGCCUGAUGUGGCUUGUUUGACCUAUCAAAAAGUUUCAUCUACUACAUAAAAGUGUUUGUAAUGUAAUAUUGGGUACAAGCUUUACUUUAAUUCAAAUUCAAAUACAUGGGAAUGCACCUCCGAUCUAUCAGGCAUAAAUGAUUACUUAUGCUAAUCAUUUAUCUAAAUUCAAAAAGAUACAAAAAUAACUAUUCGUUGUUAAAGAUGCAUUGAUGGCUACUAUGUUGAUAUGGAAAAUGGAGAUUGUAAACCUUGUUCAUAGAAUGGAAAGUGUAAGACUUGUUAUACUAUUUCCAAAAUAUCUAUUCAAUACCCUUAAUACUUUGAGUAUGAAUUUGAUGGAGAACAUGAAAUCAUAGGUCCGAUUUGCGAGGAUUGUUUCUCUCUAGACUCAACGAGGGGACCUUAUAAAAAUGAAGAUCUUGGAUAAUGUGAGAUGGGAGGAGAUUAUUGUAAAACCUUUUAACCAGUAGGAUAGAAGGGCUAUUGUGAUUAAUGUAAUUUUAAUGAUAAUGAAAUAUCACGUAGUGCUUCUAGUGAUGGUUAAGAUUGCAUUAAGUGUCCAGAAAACACUAUUGGUUGUAGACAAAGAACUGAAGAAGAAAAGGCUUUUAGUAAUCCAUUUUAUGAUCCCAUCCUAAAGGAUUAUGAAAAAUAUUCAACAAUAUCAUUCAAAUGUAAAAAUGAUAAUACCAUUUUAUUUGAUACUAAAACUGGCAGAUGCAUUGAAAUAAAUACUUUAUGUUCUUCAUCGGCGGGUAUAUGCGAUUCCGAUGAGAUCAAAAUAUAGGUUGAUUGCUCAUAAUAAUAGAAUGUAAAUUUAAAUGUAUUGAAUAUUAACUCCUUAUUUAAUAAUAUAACAUCCAAAACUGCAGACUUUGUUUUGGAAGAUUAAUUAAAAGAUGCAAAGAAUUUGAAAUUUAAUGAUUGGAAUAUGUAGGCCAUUAGAAAAAUAACAAUUAUACUGGAAUUUUAAUAUGGCAAAGAUAGCUCUACUUGCGAGUUCAAGAAAGACACUUAUUUUACCACCAAUAUCAAAAAAAAUAUUUUCUCUGUUUAGGAAGUAGAACUUUAAAUCAAAACCACUUCCUCAUAGGAAAAUGAAAGGAUAAAAUGGUACAUCCAAAAGUCAAUAUAUUUUGUUUAUUUUACAACUGUCUCUUUAAAUGGAAUAGAAAUAUAUCAAGCAUCUGAUCUACCCAAGUCCUCAAGCGAUUAAUACAGGCCUGAAGAACCUUUCGGAUUAUAAUUUCUAAACAACACCGGAUCGAAGUUCUAUCUAGAGAAUGUAAAAAUUGGAAAUAUACUUGCUGAAGAUCAUUAUAAAUAGUUGGAUUAUUACACUACACCUUAUAGCGAAUAGUCAAUUGCUUUGAAGAAGUAAAAGCCGUUCUUUACAUCACUUUUGAAUACGUAUGAAAUUAAUUUCAAAAAUGUUGUUAUUCAAUCUCAAAGCUAUUUACUUAGUGAAGAUAUUUCAUUUCAAGCAAAGCCAUUUGGCUUCGUUUACGAUUCUAACGUAAUAUUGCCAUAUUUAAUAAUUAACUUAAAAAACGUUACUUUUUCUGAUAUUGCUGUUGAAAGCCAAGCACUUUUUGAGAUAUAGCCUUCUAAUUUUUCUACUUAACCCUUAUGGAAUAACAAAAUUUUGCUAGAACUAGUUCAAUUUGUAGAUUGUUACUUCGUCAAUGAUGGUGCAUUUCUUAGUACAAAUACCUUUAAUUAACCUAUGGGUAUCAUCAAUAUUCAUUCAUUAAUUCUGAGAAAAACUGAAUACAAUAAUUCAAGAGGAAUUGUUGAUUUCUCUACAAUGUAAUAGAUCAAAGUGUUUAAUUUUUAGAUGUAUGAUUCUAAGGUUAAUUCUACUGCUUUAUUCCAUAUAACAACUAUUGAAUUAAGUGCAGUCUACUUGCAUAAGACCUUAUUCAAUAAUUCAGGUAGAUUGAUAUAAACUUAAUAUGAACUUAAAACCAUUAAGUUGAAUGACCCUGAUUUUUCAGGUUUAAAGAUGCAAUUUACCAAUCUAGAAUUUGAUUAAGUAAUUUGUCUAACUCCUGCAUGUCUAUUUCUAAUUACAGAAAUUCAAAAUGAAUACGAUAUACCUAUAAAUAUUACAAUGAAAGGAUUGAUUAUUAAAGAGAUUAAUACUUCAGGGUUUGAUUAAACAAUCUUGGAAGCAGCAACAAGCGCUGCAGUAAGAGUUGAGAAGAGUAAUACACUAAUGGUCUCAGAUUUUAAGAGCGUCCAAAAUGCAGAUUUAACAAUCUUUUAUGUUGAGCAAGUUUGGACGACUAAGUUUAUCAACCUUAAUUGUAUUUAAAAAGAAGGAUUAACAAUUAGAAAUAAUUAUUGUCUAUUCAUAAACAAUCCUUACAAAGAAGUAUUAUUACUCAACAUAUAAUUACUAAAUCUGAUUGGAAUAGACAAUUCUUUUGUAGGAAUAUCUUCUUGGAGCAAUCUAGUUUAUAAUACUUCGACAGCUGAUUAUUAAGAAACCAUCACUAUUAAUGGGGCAUCAGUGACUUAAUGCACAAUUGUUACAACUGUUUUAGCUGUUCCUUCAUCUGCAAUUUUGAUAGAUUCCACUCAAAUGUAAGUUGUCAAAAUUAGUUUUAUGAAUUUCUUCAACAACCGUCAUUUGAUGGAAAUCGAUGGAUCAUUGAGACCAAGCAAUCCUACCUUCUUGAUGAGAAGUUUAGUUGGAACUUUGGUUUUGUCAGAUAGUACUUGGAAAUCCAACUCUGUUUAAGGUUUUGGAGCAGUCCUCUAUUUAGAAGUUGGAACCUAGAUCAUUACAAACAUUUAAAUGAACAAUAGUAACUUUGGUUAACUAGAAAAAUCUUCAGUUCCUUCUAUAAAUGAGAUAACAGAAGGAGGACAUAUAUAUAUAUCUGCUUUCAAUCUUAAUAUGAGUAAUUGCAGUUUUUCUAAUUCGACUUCUAAAUUGGGUGGUGCGAUGUUUUUAAGAACUUUGAAGGAAGGAAUAGCUACCUUAACGAAUGUUACAAUUAGAUAUGCCUAUACUCCCUUGAAUGGAGCAGUAUAAUCAAGUGGAGGAUGCUUAUAUAUUGAUUCAAUGGCAUCUUAGUUAGAUAUGAAGAUUUAGAGUUCAGAAUUUAGUGAUUGUUUUACAAGAGGAGAAGGAGGUGGGAUAUAUUUGAUCAGUUAUGAUAAACAUCAGCAAUUUACAGUUGAAGAUUCAGAACUUAAAAACUGUUAUGCUUUAAGUGGUUUGGCUAUUAAAACUGUGUUUUAUUCAAGAACCUAAACAGAAUAAAAGAUGAUACUUCAAUAAGUAAAGGUGUCUGGGAAUUAGUCAUCUUCAUUGUCUUACUUUUAAUAAUUAGGUUCUUUGUAACAAAUAGAAAUGUUUUUGUUUAUUAAGAGAAUUGCUGCUGUUGAAUAAGAUUAUGGUUCAAUUGAAAUCUUCAGGUGUGAAUCAGAAGGUCUAUAUUAUUAUGGAUUUAUUUCAAUAUGGCAAGCAAACUUUAUCAUUUUGAAUAAUAUCUAAUCUUAACAUGGUGUUCUAUCAUUCAGACCCUACAUUGAAAUAUUAGAACCAUAAACAAAUCCUAUAUCGAUUGAUACUGUAUAAUUCAGAAAUAUAUCAUCUAUUUCAAUAGCUGAUUUAAAUUGCUCCAGUAUUACUAACAAUGGAUUGUGUACGAUACUUCAAAUCAGAUUAGAAUUCUCAGAAUUUAGAAUCAAUCCAGCUUUGAUGUUAUUUGAUUUGAUUCAGGAGGCUACGCCCUUAAAAUUAUAAAAUGUUGCUAUCAUUAACGUAGUCUGUAAGGAAUGUCAUGGUGGUUUUGUACAAAUCAUGAGGGUCUCAAAUGCAAGACUAAUUCCUUUGGUUGAACUGAUCUCCUGUAGAUGUUCUAACUCAGAAUCAUCAUAUUACGGAUGCUUCGCUAUCUCUAGUGAUUAGUAUUUCAGAGAAUAGGUUCAAAUAGACUCAUUAAUUAACGUAACUUUAAACUCCAACUUAACAGCCUAUAAAAUUACUCAAUAUGCUAAUUUCAGUUAGUCUUCUAGAAGAAUUUUGAAAGAUGAAACAACUAACCAAACUCAAAAUAAUUAUAACUUUACUUAUGUUAUUCCUAACCCACCAUAUUUAUCAAAUGUAAUCGUAAAAUUACUAAAUAUCUAUGAUGUCAAGGCUGUUCAUGGUGGAGGUAUUUCUUUCUAUGGGUUAACUGUUAAUGCAUCCGAGACUUAUUGUACUUAAGCAGUAGUUACUGGCAGAGGAGGGUGCUUCUAUUUUGAAUCCUAUCCAAAAAAUGGAGGUCAAAUUUAACAACCAUUUAAUGUUGAGGACAGCUUCUUUUAUAAGAAUAAUGCAAGUAUUGGAGGGGCUAUUGCCGUGGUAGAGAGUGGAAUCAAUAAUUAUGAAUUGAUGAGUGUUUCUUUUCUAUAAUGUUAUGCCACAUUAUUUGGCAAUGAUGUUGCUCAAUAUCCUACUUAAUUGGGAAUUCGAGUUAAUAAUUAGAUAUAAAAAUAAGCUAAUAUAGAUUCUCGCACUGGCUGGGUAUUCUAUCCAAUUAAUAUAAGGAGUGGUCAAAAAAUGUCUGAAUUUGAAAAUUAAACUAUUGUGGUUGUAUUUCUAGAUAAAACUAAUCACUUUAUGGGAUAUUAAUUCAAUGAAUAAUGCAAAUUAUCAGCUCAAUAUGAUAAAUCCUUAGCAGAAAUAAUUGAACCUCUCUCAGGAAAUACUAAUAGAAAUUUCAUUUAAAAUAGCACAUAGGGAUUUGACUAUUCAGACCAGAUUAUUAAUUAUGACCCUUAUAAUAAUAUUACUUUAGAUGCAGUUUUUAAUAGUGAUCAUGUGAAUAUUCCUAUAUAUCAUAAUUAAUACCCUUAUUAGUGCAUCGGCUUUGAUACUCAGUAUACUUUACAAGUUAGAAUCAGAUCAGUGGAAUGUUAAAUAGGUGAAAAAUAUGAUAAUAUAAGUGGAACAUGUACUCCUUGUAGUGUUGGAACAUAUUCUUUGGUUUAUAAGGAUCCAGUAUGCUAAAUUAUUAAUUAUAAAACUAUGAACUAUACAUAUAUGAAUAGAAUUAAGGUCUAAGAAUAAUUCUGGAGACCAAAUUAUGAAACUGACAAAAUUGAAAAGUGUAUAAAUAAAGUCGAGAAUUGCAAAGGAGGAUUUUAUGUGGGAAAUGACAUGUGUCAAAAUGGACUAAUAGGAGCACUUUGUGAAGAGUGUGAUAUCUAUGCUAUAUUUUGGGAAGAAUCUUAUUACAAUUCUGCUAAAUUUGAAUGUAAAAAAUGCUCAGAAAGAUCAAAUAAUAAAGCGGUUAUAGUGAUUACCUGCCUCAUCAUAAUUUUAACCACUUCUCUUUCAGUAUAUGGACAUGGAAAAAGAAUACAAAACCUUUUUUGGAUAAAGAUUUUGAAAGCAAUCAAAUUGUAAUAUUUUGGAGACCGCUAGAAUGAAACGGCUGUUUUAAUUAAAAUAUUUAUGAAUUUCUUCUAAAUAAUUUCUCUCAUAGAAGGGUAGAGAUAAAUAAUAUCUCAAAGUAGCUUAGAUAUAAUCAAUGCAUUCGCUAUGCCAGCUUUCAUUUUUAAUAAUGCUUUGGAUUGUUUGUUAGUUGGAGUGAGUGAACCAGAUGUUAUUUAUAUAAGGCUAAUUUGGUCCUUGACUUUAACAAUGAUUUGUUCUAUAGGAACUAUCUUUAUUGUAAAUUAUUGGCUUUCAAAAGUAUACCUUCGAACAAUGUUUAUUUUUAUGUUUAUAUAUUUUUAGCCUGUUUAUUUGAUAGAAUUUUUAAACCUUAUUAUUAGGAGAGAUAUCUCUGAUGAUUCUUAUAUUUAAGCUAAUGUAUCCUAUAAAUAUGACUCGGAUAAUCAUACAAUCAUGUUGAAAUGGUUUAUUUAUCCAGCAUUUUUCCUAUUAUUAUUAAUUUUACCUCUCUUAAUGUUAAGAAAAUUAUUUUAUGAUUUUUUUUUGGGUAGACUUCAUUAAAAUAGGUACCAACGUAUAUGGGGAUAUGUUUAUUAUGAAUUCAUUUCGGUUAAAAAUGAGAUAAAAUUUUAUUGGGAGUUCAUUAAAAUGUAUAUAAGAGCUGGAGUAUGUUUGCUCUAUUGCUUAUUUGCUCAAGAGGUCUUAUAUAUGGUAAAAUAUUAUCUAUCUCAUUUAGGGUCUUUCAUCCUUGCUUUUGGUUCUGUUUUAUCUUUCAUUGUCCUAAUACUUUUAACCAUAUUAAAAUAGAAGACUUAAUAAAUUGGAUUAGGGCUCCUUUGUAAUGCUCUCAAUUUCUUAUAUAAUUAAAGCUGCUGUGAAUUCAAAUCCUGAAAGUGAAAAUCCUUAAUUAACAUUGGCUGGAUAGAUAUUUAUUAAUACUUUUAUGAUUCUUUUUUUCAUUUACUUUUUUUUCAUUAUUUUGGAAGAAAACUCUCACAUCAUAAAUCCUUGUAGAAGAAGAAUUAAUUAAUAGUUUCCAGGGCUUCUUCGAACGAAAAAUAUUUGUAAUUGUUGCAAUAUUGUUUCUAAAUAUAAUUGGAUACAAUUAUUGUUAAGAAAUUCUGAAGAGACUAAAAGUAAAUCUGCAGCACUCUGGAAAAUAGCUAUUUGUGCCGUAAAAGAGGCAAUAAAGGAAAAGAGAAUUAGUGAAUCUCCAAUUUUAAAAAUUAAAUAAUGGCACAGUUAAAAUCUAGUUCCGUAAGACGAAUAUAACUGAAAGUGAU